AUGCCUGUUUCUCUUCUUUUCUCUACAGGAUGUUUCGUGUGGUGUUCAUCGGCCUCUAGUCAUCAACUGCGUGCCGUUUUUAGCAUGGGUGGAAUAAAAGGCGACAUCAAAUUUUCUCAGCGGCAAAAUAGGAGCUCUACGAGCAUCAUGGUUGACAUAACAGGCGUCAACGAAACUCUGACGUGGGACAUUCGACAGCUGCCAAUGAUCUACGAUGGAAAUGCGGAUAUGAGUUGCAACUCAAGCGCAGUUGGGGCAAUUUUCGACCCGACGAUGGCCAUGAAAUCUGAAAACUACAGCAAUUCUUGCCGUCUGUCAAAUGCUUCAAGAUUCCACGACUGUGCUGUUGGUGAUUUAACGGGAAUGCUGGGAGCUCUGGAUGCCAACAGUGCACAGCAAAACUUCACAUUCCAGAACUUGACAAUUCCAAUCAGUGGGCCUAACAGCAUCAUGGGUAGGACCUUAGUUCUUUACAAGGGUGGCAUACCAAAAGCCUGUGCAUUAAUUACACCAGUUCAUCCCAUGAUAACCGCAGUGGCUGUUUUCUCGAUGCCCGUUGCAGGUUUUGUUUAUCUGAGAAAAGUCAAAGAUCACGCAGACACAACUAUAUUUGUUAACCUGUUCUAUUCUAACGACGCUCAAUCCCAAAGUCAGUUUUCUUGGCAGAUAAACCAAGUAUCUUCCAGCUGUGGUACGUCGGGAGACCUUUUCAGCCCUGAAAACAAUAACGGACAAAGCUGUUCGCAUCUUGAGCACGACAAAUGCCGGGUUGGCGACUUGACUUCAAAGCACGGCAACAUCACUGUCUCCAUGGCCACAAAUAGUCAAUCCGCAACAAAAGCGGCCUUCAUUGAUACGAACCUUCCACUUACAGGAGCCAACAGCGUCGUUGGUAAGACAAUUGCCUUAUUCUCAAGUAACGAUUCGCAGACGCCUUUUGCCUGCGCAACGAUAAAGCAAGUUAAACCAAGAGUUUUCAAAACUUCUUUCAAAUCGAACGUUCAUGACGGUGUAGAAGGCUAUUUCAAGUUUACCCAGCUAUCUCCUUUUGACCCCACAACGACGGAAAUACAGUUGACCGGACUAAACAAAAAGGCUGAAGGAUAUCACGUACACAACUAUCCCAUGCCAUGGCAGAUGACGUACACUGGAAGUCAAUCGUGUGCAGGUGACUUCCUUGGGGGACACUGGAACCCUUUUGGCGUGGAUGUCAAAGCCAGCCCUUCUGCCGGAACUGGUAUGAUGUCUCAUAGUAUAGACCCACCUUCGUUACUAAGCAGCUCAUAUCAAGCACCACUUCUUUUCAUAGGGCAUUAGUUUCAUUUUUGUUUUUCUGAAAACACUCUGCAGAGAGUAUCAGUGCGGCUUGUAGGUGGCUGAAAUGAUCUAAUCCAACGAAACGAUACAUUGGCACUUCAGUAUCCCCGCUUUUAAGACUGAUGAAUGUUAUCUUAUAAAAGUAUUUUUAUACUUCAUUUUCUUAACACAAAGCAAAGGUCACCUUAGGCUGUGCCUUUCUGUUUCAAUUAAACUUUAUUUCUCCCGAUUUCAUUUCUUUAUUAAGCCACGUACUCUAUAUCUAUACAGGGACAAAUGAUCAGUAUGAAGUUGGCGACCUCAGCGGAAAAUAUGGAUCAUUUUUAAAUCUAACAAGCUACAGCGAGACACACGUGGACUACAACCUUCCCUUGUUUGGUAAAAACAGCAUCCAGGGAAGAUCUAUAGUCAUCCACAGACAGAAAACAAUGGGAAGUGGGAGAUGGGUAUGUGCAGUCAUUGGUGUGACUCAUGAAGAGGGCUUGUUUGUCAUGACGACCAAAGUAACUUUUGUUGGACCAGCUUUACAAGGAUACAUUCUCCUGGUGAGUCACUUUUGUUUUAAUGUAUUUACCUGAAGGUGGGGAUAGUGAAUCGGAUAGCCAAAUAACCAGUACUAUAGCAAAAAGUUGCAUUUUGUUGCGCUGUACAUAAUACUAUGGGCAUUGAUUUCUAUAUGCACCAGAAAAGUACUUGCAAUGCUAAAGCUCUACUUUAUCACAAUAGAGACCUUCCAAACAUUCAAUAGACCUUUCCCGCAUUCCUGUAAUCAAAGGCACCAACUCGAGGCUUGAGAGGACAAAAUACAGUGAUUUGUAAGAAAUAGUCCACCCGAGCCUCUUCCUCAUUUCUUUGUGUUUGCUCACUGAAGCGUAACGUGGGAAAGGUCUAUUAUCCUUCCUAAUCUUCAAAACAAUGCUCUCAUUGAUAAAGCUUGUACAAAGAAAAGCUUUGUCUGCCACCAAACUAAGUUGUAUUUUUCAUGUGAAUAUCUGCCUACUACGUACCUUAAUGACUUUGAAUCGAAACAUCCGUUGGCAAUAAAGCAGAAAGUAAUUGUGUUGAUUCACCGCUGACAAUUCUAUCAAAUUUCUCUUUUUUUAGGCUCAGUACAAGUGGCAAAACAGCCUAAUGGCGUCUGAGGAGACAUCAGUUUACGCUGAUCUAAAAUAUGUAAAUGAUUCAAGUAAACAGGUAAUAAAAAUAUAUAAAACUAUGAUAACUCUAGCUGUUUCUUGCAAAGCUAUAAUACUGCCUCUCGCAACUAUUCUUGCUAGGAUUAAGACGGUUUGAUUAACCUCAGUCUGGGAUAAGAAAAGAUAGAACUAAGUGCAGAAUUCAUGGAUCAGUCACUUUUAGAAAGCCAAUUCCUCAGCUGAGCAAACGCCUUGGCCCGGUCGUUUAAACGCUGGAGAGCGCUAUCCAUAAGUUAAGUAUUAUAGGUAAACCAGUCGUUUUAUCCACCAGGCCCCAGUUUUUCAAAAGGUGAAUAACGCUAUCCACCGGAUAAAUCACUAUCCACUGGAUUGCGCAAUUGGUUUCCGUAACACUUAUCCGUUGGAUAGUGAUUUAUCCGGUGGAUAGCGCUAUCCAACUUUUCAACAACCGGGGGAAGGUAAAGAUUUAUCUGGUGGAGCGCUAUCCACUUUUGGCAAGAACAUUUGAUUUAAAUCAAGUUUUCAUCUAUGUUAGUAGUUGAGACGGUCAAAUGUCCCACGAUAUGGACUUGCAGACUUGGUGUGGUACUAAAUGAUUUGUGUUUUUCACCAGAGUUUACAGCAUCCGUGGCACGUGCACGUAAAUCCAGAGGGUGGCGACACAUACGCUGAGAUGGGCAAGAGAUGCAAGAGCCUCGGAGGACACUAUAACCCUUAUGGUGUAGACUUAGCUGUAAGUAUCGUCAUUCAGCAAGGCUGCGCGCGGGCGUUCACACGGCACUGGACGAAUUUUCAACUGGCUGAAAAAUUUGAGGGGACACCUCGUCACACAGAACUGUUCGUUCCGUUUGAAUCUUAACAGAGCGCUUCUUUAGCAAAUCUAAAAUGGCGUCUCCCAGAGUCACACCUUCGCCGUACAAAAAUUGAGAUGGUUAUGUUGUUCAUACCGUGCCGACGUCAAAUUUUCGACCAAGUCGGCUACAGAUUUGACCUCGAUUUUGGCAUUCAAAUUUUUGAACAGGUGGGCGUUUUAAUCUUCGUACGGUUAAGGUGGUACGGUGUGACCGGAACACCUAAACGCACGAACAUAGGAAUCCAAGACAGUCUUGGAUUGGUUUCCAGAUUCCCUUACAUGGGGCGAAAACUGCCGAAAAUUCGUCCAGCGCGGUGUGACCGUUGCGCAAGACUGAGCACUUUAAAAAACUCAGCUUUGAUUUAACGAUUCACGUAGGAAUCUGAUCGCGUCUUACAGCUGUUCAUGACACAGUCAAACCAAUGACCUGACAUGCCCAUUAUUUUGCCCCACUAUUUUCUGCUUGAUACAGAUAGGAUAGUGACAUUUUCAGUUUUUAGAGUGCUGAUAUGGCUGAUAUGGACAGAAAUAUGCUAGCCCUAGCACUGUAACAUAUAAAGAUUACUGACUCUGAAAUAGAUCAGACUGGUAAUAUGGAAAGAAGUUGAAAAUAGAGGUAGACUAAAUUCCCAUUGAUCCAGAACAACUUUAAUACAAAUGAUCUUUGUCCAGUGGUGAUGUACUGUAAGACUCAACUCAAGUAAGAGUCAACUCUUCCUCAGCGGUGAUUCAUAAACUGUUACUAACAGGUCUAUUCUACAUGAAUGGGUUUAUAGGGAACGUACAAGCCAGCUUGUUCCUCUGGAAACAUGUUGCGUUGUGAAGUUGGCGAUCUAUCUGGCAAGCAUGAAAGGCUGAAUAUUGGUUCUGGAAAGCAGUUUUAUACGGAUCCAAGUCUUCCAUUGUUUGGUGAAUGGUCAGGUAAAGAUCCAGAUAACUUUGCUUUUAAAAUUGCCAAAACUGCAGUUUCGACAAAAGAAAAAGUCUAAGGAACGAAUUUGAUGUUUCUUUUCUAGUUGUUGGCCGCGGAAUUGUAGUUCAUGAAAAGAACAGUGGAUCUGCUCGUCUUGCCUGUGCCACCAUCAAACCAGUGAAUACUUUGUAUGUGGAGAAAACGCUGAAUUAUGUGGAAGGAACGACAUUUUCAAGGUAACUUUUACUCAACUCGUAUUACCAAUGCCAAGAUUAAAGAGAGGCAUUCCGUGCUAAUAAGUGAAAAAUUCAGAGCGAUUGGCUAAAAUAUAUGUACGAUCUAUUCAAAGUUAACCUAUGUUUCGCAAUUCACGAAUUAAUGUUCUCGAAUCUGAAGGAUUGCUGUUUCAUUGUAAUGAAGAACGAAUUUGGAAUGCAGCGAUACCCUAGAUCAACACCCGCGAAACAUUCAGAAAGCCGACGAACUUUAUCAUGUUGUUUGGUUUUGUUUUAGGGUUACUUUUACAAAAUCUAUAUCGGCGUUGCUGAAAAUACCAGAUUGGAGACUGUUUUACAUCAGAGAAGAGGAAAGCAGGGUUCAAGGCUGUAUGACCGUCAAAUUUGGAAUCAUGGGCAAUGGUUAGUAAGUCCCUAAACGAAUAUAGAGCAAUCAAAGGAUUAAGUACUGACAUAUUUUUUCGCAAGGGCGAGAUUUUAAACACUUUUUAGGGAGAUAUUUCUCAACUAACCUAGCAUUAAAGCUUCAGUAUUUUCUCCUAAAACUCUUUAAGUAGGCAUCCUUUUAAAAAACUUUGCGAAGUCAUUGUACUGGAUGAUUAAGGUUUACUAAUAUGUUUUCGUCUUUCUUUUACUUCAGCAAAUCAAGUCGAUGAGCCAUCUAAAGCUUUUGAUCUGGUUGUAAGCACAAGGCCAGGACUGUUAAAGGAGUUCCAACCAAAAACCAAGUGUCUCGGAGGUAAGAGACAAAAAAAAAAUCACGAAAGAAUGAUUAAGACCUGAGUUAUUUUCCUGUGAGAUAAACACUGAAACUCUUCACAGUGCCCCGUUCUAUGUCGAAAAGUCCUAUUAUUUUGGGAAAAUGCAGGUCAGCAGGAAGGAUGCCCAUGUUCUUUCGGCUCACAGCAUCGAUAUUAGAGAGUGAGAUUGAGUAUUGUGAAAUUUCCCAAAAGUCUUGGUAAAUCUUGUGCUGCCGUGAUUUCACUUCCAAAAUUAGGUAUCGGUCUACCACAACCCUCGAUAUGAUUAGGGAUAGACCUUACUUUUAACACAACAGCUGACCGAUUUCAUACAUUUCCCCCUUUUUCUUUCACAGAACCACCAAUACCUACUAAGCCCAGCGGAACAGGAAUUAAUCGUGUCAACAUCUUCUUCGUCCUUUUAAGCGUGGUCUUAGUCAUGAUGCAAGCUUCUUUAGAAUAA
Messenger RNA from Porites evermanni, 5679 nucleotides. Lineage: Eukaryota; Metazoa; Cnidaria; Anthozoa; Scleractinia; Poritidae. The record is from the annotation of a GenBank genome assembly.